CACACAACUACACCAGUGCCCGUCUAUGAAUACAGUGUCAACGAAUUUAUUGUCGAUCUUCGAACUCACGAAGUGACAUCGACUCAAGGAACGCUCCGAAAAAGAAAACUGAACGACCUUCUUCAUUCACGAUGGGAAGAGGCAAAAGGCAAGAACGCAUUCAAAUAUGGCCUCAAUUGUAUGUACAAAUUACUUGACGGUCGAUACAAUCUUUCGAUGCAGUUGAAUGUCGAACGCGGUGAAUUACGAAGAAAGCCAAUGCGGUUUAAGAAUAUCAGGGAACCUUUCAAUCAUCUUCGAUGGAAUUUCACAAAAUUACCUGAGAAUGAGAUCCUUCUCUAUCUGCGAUGCGAGGAUCGCCCAAUCACCCAUGACGCUCUUGAUCGCCACGUGAUAGCAGUGAACGCAAGUCCACUUGAAAGGGACCACAGUCUCAUCAUUCCAUCAAUAAACAGGUGUUUACCGCAGGUUUUGACGCCGACAGCUAUACGAAUAGCCACAGAUGUUAUGCUUCUUACAGCCGAUCAUUCGUUCAACAUAUUGUUCAACAGCUUGCUAGGACAAGCCUCAAUCAAUCACCUUCAUUUACAUUUCCUAUACUGGCCAUACGAAAGCGAUUUAAUCAACAGGCGGUUUGAAUUACUAAACGACUCGUCCGAAGUUUACACCAUUGAGCCUCCAAAUUGGCUUUGCAACGCGUUCGCAUUUCAGUUGACAACACUAGACGAAUACGACUGUUUUCAAAGAAACCUAACACGCUGCGUGGAAUUUCUGUCUGAACGAAAUCAAGCACACAAUGUGUUCAUCACUCGUGCACAACCUAUACGCACAGCCGGACCGUUACAAGAGGAAGAUAAGGCGGAAAAGCGACCCCAAUUAGUUACAGCCUAUGUUUUUCCAAGAAUGAAUGUCGUCGGUGCUAAACCGCCGACAAACUUUAACCCGGCCGCUAAUGAGCUCGCUGGGUGUUUGACGUCAUACACGGUGCGUUUCUUUGAGUCGGCUAGUGAGCAGUCCGCCAUCCGAAUAAUUGAAGAAGAAGCUCAAAUACCAACCGAAGUUUUUCAAAAAGUGAGUAGUUUUUUUCAGAGUAGUGUACCGCACCGCAUUUCUAAGCAAGCUUAA
Angiostrongylus costaricensis is the source of this 1125-nucleotide messenger RNA. The record is from the annotation of a GenBank genome assembly. Lineage: Eukaryota; Metazoa; Nematoda; Chromadorea; Rhabditida; Metastrongylidae.